GAACAUAGAAGAACGUUACAAUAAAAAAUAUAUAGAUCCGAAUUCCGCAGUAAUAAUUUAGAUUAUUAUCGCAUUAGAUCUUUUGUCAACAUAAAAAAACAAGAAGUUUUAUUUAUAACAAUAUGCCUGGUGCAAAUCCCUACGAUCUAGAUCCAGAAGUUCGAGCGCUUUUGAAGAUUGAAACUUUUCAGCAAGGGAAAUUUACCACCAGAGAAUUUGUCGAAAAUAUAUCAAAAAACAUUCUGAAACGAGCUAAUCCGAAAGAAUUUGAUCCUAAGCCGUUUAUAAGAACGUUUGAAAGAUCUAUUGACGAACUUUUGAAACUUCGAGAAUCAGUUAAAAAAGAAAGUAAAGAUUUAGAAGCAAGUGUACAACUUAUAGAAACGGGUCACAGAAAAAAGUUGGUCGAAUUGAAAACUACUUUUGAAGACGUUGUUAACUCAUUUGAAACUUUAGAAACAAGAAUUAAUGAAGUUGGCAAUACGGCAAUCAGGAUCGGCGAGCAGUUAGAGACUAUUGAUAAACAGAGAUCACGUGCUUCUGAGUCUAAAGAAUUAAUAGAGUAUUUCAUGGCAUUUAAUAGAGGCGAUAUUUCACAAUUGGAAUAUUUACGGACUCAGAAUGGAAAAGAAGGACAAUUUAAGGCUGCUACUAUAUCAAGAAGAUUAAAUGCUAUAGCAAAAGAAGUUGAUAUACCAGGAGGUGAAGUUGCUAGAUCUCGUAUUGAGAAAUAUUGUGAAGUUUUAGAAAAAGAAUUGCUUGAAGAGUUUGACAAAGCAUACAGACAAAAAGAUAAGGAGACAAUGAAGCAUUGUGCAAAAACUCUCCAAGAAUUUAACGGUUGCGAAUCUUGUAUAAAAUUAUAUGUUAAUCAACAUCAAUUUUUUAUUACGAAAGUAAAUUUGAGUCAAGCAAAUGAAUUUUUAACAAGUCCAAGUUGGAAUGAUUUACCCAAUCCUCAAGUACCACCACCAGCAGUUGACCAAGGACUUGUUGAACUUUAUAAGGAGAUUAGAGCAACUGUCAAGCAAGAAGCAGAAAUUAUAAAUGCCGUUUUUCCCAAUCCUAUUAACGUCAUGCAAGUAUUUUUACAACGAAUAUUUGCUCAAUUGGUUCAAACAUACAUUGAAAGCCUUUUAACACAUGCAGAAAAUGAUUCUACACUUGCUUACUUGCGUUCUUUAGCAUCAGUUUAUACUGCAACAACGGAAUUAGUUGAUGACUUGAAAGGACUUGAUAUGAGGCAAAAAAGAAACGUGGCUCCAUCUAAAAUGGUCGAAGAAGGUUCUCGCAAGAGUAAUACGAUUGCAGAAUUGUUGGAUCAAUGCAUUGAAGAUUUAUUUGUUCCAUAUACUGAGGGUGAUCGUUACAUUGAAAAAGAGAAGAAAUCCUUGAGUGAACUAUAUUCAUCCUUACUAUUGCAAUUUAAUGCUUAUCACAUCCAACAACAAAGUAGAGCACAAGCUGGAGGUUUGUUUCAGCGUGCUGUUAACCAAAUAACAAAUCAAAGUGGUGGAAGAGAUAUUGCUGAUAUAGUGACUACGGAAGAGGAUGGAAGUUUAUCCGUAAGUACAGCUAUGCUGAUACUUAAAAUUCACGUUGAGGCUAUAAGACGUUCCGUUAAACUUAGUCCUCCUUCUGAACUACCCAAGUUUACUAGUGCAUUAUUCCAUGUCUUAUUGGACAGCAUCGGUAAACAAUAUGUAGAUACUGCUUUAGAUACAUGUUUGGAUCAGAUUACUGCUAUGGAUUCUAAGUACGAGCCUGAUUUUAAACCUUUUAGAGUUAUAAAAAUAGCGAAGGAUAUUAUACAUUUGGCGCAAAAUCAUUUUCAAAUGGCCAUUCUUCCUUUGGCUUCUCCAUCAUUGACAAUACACCGAGACCUUACUUCAGAUAAGAAUAGAUUUAUGAUGGGAGUGGAAAAUAAAAUGAAUUCGGCUGUACAAAAGAUGAUUGAUGUCAUUAUUGCAAGGUUAAGUUAUCUAUUGUCACGACAAAAGAAAGUAGAUUUCAAACCAAAAGAUGAAGAUGACAUAGUCGCUAGUUUGGCGACAACGCCUUGUAAUAAUUGUGUUGAAUAUUUGAAAAAAAUACACUCAUCAAUUAGUCAAUGCCUUGAUGGCAAAAAUUUGGAAUAUGUUCUGAUUGAAAUAGGUGUAACAUUUCAUAGUAUUCUUUUGGAUCAUUUCAAAAAAUUUCAAGUGAGUGCGGCCGGAGGUUUAGUUCUGACAAAGGAUAUAGCAAAAUACCAAGAAACUGUUGCAUUAUUUAAGAUUCCUCAACUUGAUGAUCGCUUUGAAAUGUUACGUCAAUUAGGAAAUCUUUUCAUCGUUAAACCUGAAAUCCUUAAGUCUGUACUUAAUGAGGGACAUCUUGUUAAAAUAGAUGUUAAAUAUCUUCUGCCAUACCUUCAGGUUCGUACAGACUUUAGGUCGGCUGGCAUUGACGCUUUAUUAGGAACAACUGCUGAAAUUGGUUCCGGUGAAAGAAAUUUUAAUGAAAAAGCAAGAGCUAGAUUAGCUGCUAUGGGACUUAAUAUUCAUAUCGGAUUAGGAGACAUGCCAUAAGGUGUUAAUAGAAUAACGAAAAUUAAGAUAGUUUUUAUUAUAUUAUUAUUUAAAAUAAUUUAUUAAUAUUGUAAUAAUGUAUUUUAAAAAUAAAGAUCUACCACAAAAUUUAUAUUAUGAUGAUUGGUCAUUG
Messenger RNA from Rhizophagus irregularis DAOM 181602=DAOM 197198, 2700 nucleotides. RefSeq lists its product as uncharacterized. Gene Ontology annotation, cellular component: cytoplasm; exocyst. Lineage: Eukaryota; Fungi; Glomeromycota; Glomeromycetes; Glomerales; Glomeraceae. The record is from RefSeq and is a predicted model, not a curated record. Gene Ontology annotation, biological process: Golgi to plasma membrane transport; exocytosis.